CCGGCUGUCCUGCGGCCGCAGCAGCUGCAUGCUCCUCCGCUCCCAGCCCUCGCUGAGGAUGGAAAAGCAGGCUCGCAGCUCCUCCAGGGAGCCCCACAAGGGAAACAGGGAGCCCACGGACUCGCAGGGCAGGAGAGAGAAGGGGGGGAGCAGAAGAGGAGCCAGCAGGGACAGGGAGGGGCUGAAAAGGGGGAAAGCCACGGAGGGCACGAGCCCCCCGGAGACACACAGGAGGGGGCAGAGCUCCACGGUGGUGGACGUGGAUGAGGUGGUGCCGUUCGACGAGGAAACAGAGGCAAUGGCGCUGCUGGAAAGCGAGCAACAGGAGGAAGGUCUGGCAGCUUCCAGUCGAGGCAUCUGUGAGUGGCUUCUUACCGUCUUGUCCCUUCUCUUCAUCAUAUUGACCUUCCCCAUUUCUGUCUGGUUCUGCAUGAAGAUCGUGCGGGAAUACGAGAGAGCCAUCGUGUUCCGACUUGGGCGCCUCCUUCCUGGAAGGCCCCGAGGGCCUGGCCUUUUCUUCUUCCUUCCCUGUCUGGAUACAUACCACAAGGUAGACCGUCGCCUCAAAACCCUAGCGAUCCCCUUCCAUGAGGUAGUGACCAAAGACAUGGUGACCGUGGAAAUAGAUGCCGUCUGCUACUACCGGAUGGAAAAUGCCUCGCUCCUGCUAACCAGUGUGGCCAACCUCUCCAAUGCUGUUCAGCUGCUGGUGCAGACAACCAUGAAGCGCCUGCUGGCCCAUCGAUCCUUCAGCGAAAUCCUCCUGGAAAGGAAGAGCAUUGGCCAGGAGAUGAAGGUCGCCUUGGAUGCAGUCACGUGUCGUUGGGGAAUCAAGGUGGAGAGAACAGAAAUCAACCACGUGCGGCUGCCAGCUGAACUGCAGCAGUCCCUGGCGGUGGAAGCAGAGGCCCAGAGACAGGCCAAAGUGCGGGUGAUCGCUGCCGAGGGGGAGAAGGCUGCCUCCGAAUCCCUGAAGAUGGCAGCUGAGAUCUUAGCCGGCUCCCCGGCUGCUGUCCAGCUCCGCUACCUGCACGCGCUGCAGUGCCUGUCUGCAGAGAAACCGUCCGCCAUCGUCCUCCCUUUGCCCUUUGACCUAAUGACUCUUGUAUCCACGGCGAGCCGCGGCGCCGGCCUUCCUGCCAGCGCGCCCAAGCACCCGGAGGCGCCGAAGGACAAGACGGACUCCCCCAUGCUCUAGAGCCACACUGGGGAGCCGGCCCUCAGAUGGGGCUGCCGCUGCUGGCCACUUCCCUUCAGUAGAGCACCACGGUCUGGCCUGCACCGGGCCCCAGCGGGAGCUGCGGAGGGGGGUGGGAUGGGAAGGGAAGCAAGCAGCGGCCUGGGUUAGAAAGUGGGCUGAACACAGAGAUCUGCAUUGGAAGAACAUUCCCAUCCAGUGUGGGCGCAGGACGGGGGCAGGGGUGGGAGCUCGCUCUGCCCCUCCCUGUUUCAUGGCUCCUUCUGCUCUGCCGUGCCGAGGAGCAGAGGGAUGGGAUAGCAGACUGCACCCCUGAACCCCUGCGCCGGAGCCCUCCCUGGCUUCUAGCAUCCCCACUACACAGCCUGGACAUUUGUAUUUUCUAUGAAAGGCCCCAAAGAAUCAAACUCUCCCUUCCCAGCCCCUCCACCAUGCUCCAGCUGGAGUCAUUCGCGGUGCUGAAGCUGGGUGCCCAGAUGCGAGGUGGCCCAACGGAGCGCCCUUUGUGCCACAUCAGAGGCCGGGGACUAGCCAGGGCUCCACACGAGUGGGCGGCGCUUGAGAGCGUGCUGCUCCGUUGCUCAUCGCAAAGCAGCCGUCUCCUGGAAGAAAGGCAGCUGGGGAGACGUGCAGGCCCAGGGACAGGGCGAGAAACACAAGAGCUUGCUCAGUCCCUCAUGAGAGCCCCCCUCUGGGGACAGGUGCCACCCCCACAGUCUCGGUGGGUUUCGGAGCUGCCGCCCCCUGCCUCCCAGCUGUGUUAAUGAACUAGCUCAGCGGGGCAGGGCGCCUGGAAACCAUUUGCCUCCAGACGCCUGGGGCAUCAGCUGAAUAAAGUGCGUGAAAACAUCUGCUUCGGAUUUACG
Molecule: messenger RNA, 2064 nt
Organism: Pelodiscus sinensis (Chinese soft-shelled turtle)
Lineage: Eukaryota; Metazoa; Chordata; Testudines; Trionychidae
Gene: NPHS2
Product: NPHS2 stomatin family member, podocin
Cellular component (GO): plasma membrane
Source: RefSeq, a predicted model, not a curated record